Molecule: messenger RNA, 1029 nt
Organism: Maudiozyma barnettii
Lineage: Eukaryota; Fungi; Ascomycota; Saccharomycetes; Saccharomycetales; Saccharomycetaceae
Product: SDR family oxidoreductase
Exons: 1
Coding region: 1-1029 (342 amino acids)
Molecular function (GO): oxidoreductase activity, acting on the CH-OH group of donors, NAD or NADP as acceptor
Source: RefSeq, a predicted model, not a curated record
AUGUCGGUUUUCGUAUCAGGGGCUACAGGUUUCAUUGCUCAACAUAUUGUUGAUCAAUUGUUAGAACAAGACUAUAAAGUAAUUGCAUCUGCAAGAACUGAAGCAAAAGCUAAUGAAUUAUCAAAGAAUUUUAAUAACCCUAAUUUGACUACGGUAGUCACCGGUGAUAUGUCUAAAUUAGAUGCUUUUGAUCCUGCUUUUAAACAAUAUGGAUCUCAAAUUAAAUAUGUGAUUCAUGCUGCCUCUCCAGUUACUUUUGAAGUAGAAAAUACCGAAAGGGAUAUUUUAAUUCCAGCUGUCAAUGGUACAAAGGGUAUACUUGAAUCCAUUAAGAAAUACGCUGCUAAUACAGUGGAACGUAUUGUGAUGACUUCAAGUGUUGCUGCUAUAUCAACAUUUUCUGAAUCACUGGACCCAAAGGCUUUUGCUAAUGAAGAUUCAUGGAAUACUUAUACAUGGGAAUCUGCUCAAGUUUCACCAAUUGAUGCUUAUUUCGGUUCAAAGAAAUUUGCUGAAGAAUAUUUCUGGGAAUUCUUAGAGAAAAAUAAAGAUACAUUGAACAUUAAAGCAUCUACAGUGAUGCCUGUCUUUGUCUUUGGCCCACAGAUGUUUGAUUCUUCUGUGAAAUCAAAAUUGAAUGUAUCAUCAGAAGUGAUUAAUAAGUUGAUUCAUACUCCAGUGGAUGGCAAGAUUUCUCCUUCUCUUGCCAAAUUUAUUCAUGUCAAAGAUGUUGCUAAAGCACAUGUUUUAGCCAUGCAAAAAGAUGAGUUGAUUGGGAAAAGAUUACUUCUAUCCGAAGCUAAUUACAAUUCUCAAGAUAUUCUAAACUAUUUGAACAAUGAUUUCCCUGUAUUGAAGGGUAAAAUCCCUGUCGGUGAACCUGAUCAAACUGCUGAGGGUAAGCCUUCAAAGGAUAUUACUUACGAUAACUCUAAAUCUAGAGAAUUGUUAGGGUUCAAGUUUAGAAGUUUGAAACAAGCUGUUGACGACACUGCUGCUCAAGUUCUAAAACACGAAGGUCGUAUAUAG